Molecule: messenger RNA, 1383 nt
Organism: Trypanosoma grayi
Lineage: Eukaryota; Euglenozoa; Kinetoplastea; Trypanosomatida; Trypanosomatidae
Exons: 1
Coding region: 1-1383 (460 amino acids)
Source: RefSeq, a predicted model, not a curated record
AUGCUUGCUGGGGUGCUUCAAGAGUCACUUGCAACUCGUAAGAAAGCUUGCAUCAUUUCCCUUGCCGCCACCACUGUCGGCUCAAUAGCCGUUUCACUGACGCUUUAUGCUUGGUGGAAGAGGCGGUCCGAGUCCAAGCGGGACGAUGAAUUGUUCGGCGACGUUUCGGGGUCCCCACUUUUUGAUCCUGAUGUAAAAUUCCCUGCAAAGAUGUCUAUGACGGCUCCCAACGUCAGUGCCGAAGCCAUGCACACUGGUGCUCUCUCCACAGAAGAGCGCGCGCAAGCUCUGCGGUUGGCACGAGAAUUGCUGCAACAACUACACGGCCCGGCGCACGAGGAAGGCGCCAGCGUCGAGGAGGACAGCUCAGAUUCGGAAGAGACGAACGUGUCACUUAAUUAUCACAUUGCCACUGAGAUGGCGAAAGGAGCGCGUGACAGUUUGGUGGAGGCAGUGGUUCACGGAAAGGUGAUGAAGGAGCAUGCGAGGGGGAAGCAGCUCACACUCGCUGACUUUGCGCACAUCCUUGAGGGCGCGGUGGAUUACCUUGACAUCUCGAAUGAGCGCGAAAAGUUACGUCAUCGUCGCAUAGCCGCACACCUCGUGGAGCCACAGAGCGGCGGGCGCGCGCUUGCUGCUGCCGACCAAAACACUGGCCACCAGGUGCAGCAGCGUGCGACAAUUGAUGAAAUCUACGCGCGGUUCUUCUCCCGCACGACGGAACUGGACCGGCGGCUGAGUGCCCCUCGACGCCGCCGCCGCCACUACCCCACGGAAGAGGAGGAUUAUGAUGCGGAUGAUUAUGAUAACGAUGAGGGGGAGGAACGCUUCGAGAUGGGCUGGGGCGACAACGCGGACGACGACGCGGCUGAAGUGGAUCUCAUGGCGUACCUCGACCAGGACGACGCGGCCGGCUACGGCAGCCGCAUGGAGGCCCGCAUGGCGGAAAUGCUGGCAACCGAUCAGGGGUUGAUGUACGCAGACGAAGGCAUGUACGAUGGGUAUGAAGAGGGCGAAGAUGAGGAUUAUGGGGAUGAGGAAGAGGAUGACGAUCUGGAGAAUGCGGGGUUUGACCGCAUGCUGUUCAACAAGCUGCAGCAGUUGGCGGCGAGUCUGGGGAAUCAUGGCGCACCUGCUGGAGCCAAGGGGCCUUCUGGAAGUAGCCAGCUUGGAGAUCAAGCGGAAGGAGAAAUGAAGCAACAUCAUCAGCAGCAGAAACGUAGAACUGGAGGGGAUGAGAACGAGGGAAGGGAGGGAGAGGACGAAGAUGAUAGCGAUGAUGAAUGGGAAACGGAGGGCGAUGACGACGAGGACAAUACACAGAAUGAGACUUCAAGGCUACCAUCGCACAUGACAUGUACUGGGAGAAGAAGCAAGCACUGA